Cokeromyces recurvatus is the source of this 661-nucleotide messenger RNA. RefSeq lists its product as uncharacterized. The transcript is spliced from 2 exons. Lineage: Eukaryota; Fungi; Mucoromycota; Mucoromycetes; Mucorales; Mucoraceae. Bases 4 to 582 code for a protein of 192 amino acids. The record is from RefSeq and is a predicted model, not a curated record.
AUUAUGGCAAAUAAUAAAGAACAAACAACUGCUCGUGAUUAUAUUAAAUCAUUUGUAAAAGAUACAAAUACAGAGGAAUUCUUAAAACAGGAGCAACCACACUAUGUUCCUACACAACUUCUUCAAUCCCCACCAACACCCAUAAUUGAACAAGAUAAAGCAUCCACAAAUCCCGUUCCAGCACCUAAUCAUUACAGUCUACACUCACCAACACAAAACCCGAUACCCUCUAAUGAACAUGAUCAUCAAGAAAAGGAAUCGCAACCUCAAGUUGUGUGGACUUCUCAUGAUAUUAAAGAACAAAGAAACGAAAUUCACGAAGCAUCUUUAAUCCUCUGUGCUGAUCUACAUGAAGAUCUUUUCACUUGUUUUAAGCAUGGAAGCUGGUGGGAUAAAGCCAAGAUGUGUGAAGAACAAAAACAAAAAUUUUGGAAUUGUUAUAAUGCUCAAAAGCAAUUUUUGAGAGAAGUGAAUUAUAAAGGUCCUGGAAUAACAGAUGAUGAAAAUCAACAUAUUCUAUCAAAAGCUUAUCAACUUCGUGAUAAAAUUGAUCAACAACAGCAAACAGCACAACAAAAAUAAAAAAAAGGGCGGAAUUUUAAUAAAUACUCCAUUCAUUUUUUUUUUUUAAAAAAAAAAAGAGAGAAAAAAAAAUCUUUUU